Molecule: messenger RNA, 1576 nt
Organism: Pollicipes pollicipes
Lineage: Eukaryota; Metazoa; Arthropoda; Thecostraca; Pollicipedomorpha; Pollicipedidae
Product: 2,3-bisphosphoglycerate-dependent phosphoglycerate mutase
Exons: 5
Coding region: 32-808 (258 amino acids)
Biological process (GO): negative regulation of glycolytic process; regulation of pentose-phosphate shunt
Cellular component (GO): cytosol
Molecular function (GO): fructose-2,6-bisphosphate 2-phosphatase activity
Source: RefSeq, a predicted model, not a curated record
AGUGGGCGCGCGCCGGACGCGGGAGGUCGCCAUGGAGCCGGUGGAGGGCGACCGACCGGUGAUGACACUGCUGCUCAUCCGACAUGGCCAAUGCACGAGUAACCUGGAGCACCUGGUCUCGGGCCGAACAGACAGCGCCCUCACCGAACAGGGACAGCAGGAGGCCCAGCUGCUCGGCAACUAUUUCCGGAAGCAGAACAUCCCGAUCGACCGGAUCUACUCGUCGCCCCUGCUGCGGGCGUACAAGACGGCACUGGCACUGGCCGGCGACCGGCAGCAGGUCAUCGUCGACCCGCGCCUUAUAGAGAAGUGUUACGGCGUGUGUGAGGGCAUCGCAGAAUCGGACUGGUUCAAGAUGAUGUCCAGCUCGGGUUCGGACGUCUACCACUUCAUGCCAGAGGGCGCGGAGCCCUCGGACGAUGUCCACCAGCGGCUCACAGACUUCUUCUGGUCCGUGGUGAACGACGUUCUGCCCGAACCGUCCGUCACUCCAGCGCCACCUACAAACGGCCACAGUUCCAGUUCGGACGGCCAGGUGGCGCGGCGAACGACAAUAGCCGCCGUCACCCACGGCGCUGUCCUGUUCGGCUACGCACUUUUCUUCAUGCUCGAGCUGGGCAUCCUGACCCUGGAAGACCCGACCAGUACGCCCAUCUGUAACACGGGCGUGUGCAGGCUGGAUUUCUGGCGCGACGAUGCUGGCAAGAUCACGGGCAAGACGGUGUACCUGAACCGGCUGGACCACAUCAACGGUGCCAACUUCAGCGUCAAGAGGGUGGCCGCCGGCAAGAUGUACCAGGAGGACUGAGGAGAUUGAGACGGUCGGGAGCCGUCGGGGAGGUCGAUGCGAGACUCCCCGCCCCUCCACACAGUGUCCGCCCUGCUGGGCAGGGCUUCGCUGCGGAGGCGAGCUGCGUCACGCGCGUGCUCGCAGACGGCUGCUCCGUCGCCCGGCUGCUGUGAUGCGCUUCUGGCCGGCCACCGAUCAGUGAGGUUUUAAAAAGACAGGCGGCGUCCGCUUCACGCGCCGGAGAAAAGCUUUCCUGAGCGUUGCGCUGCCGCUGGGCGCUGGCAAUGCGCCAGGAGAGGUCACGUGCUCCUACGCCAUCCAAUCAUAGAGGCCAGUAUUUUCUACGUCGGAAAUGUUGCGUAGCGCAGUCUGUUCGCAUCGGGCUAACUGGGGCACGAGUUGCUGCAACACACUGCACCUGCAAAGCUUUUUGGAAGCGCAAAAGUAAAGUUUACUCCGUGAGGAAUGGAUUUUACACAUAGUCACUACCGAUCUAAAUUCAGAGCCUGGCACAGAGUUUAUCUACUCUUCAGCUGCGAACUGUUCGAAGACGCACGGCUUACCUGCGGCUGUGGAUAGGCACGUUUGCCUGGCUGGCCCAAGGCCUCGAUUGUGGUAUGGAAGUGCCAUUCAACAGGUGAACAUUCCCCUUACCGCGGACAUGCUGCGGGUAGUAUCCAACCUAGGCCAUCAUUUUGUCUCUGUAUGAUCCGCUGCCUUUGAACUAUGUGACUUUUAACAUGGAGCGAUUCGACCAACAUGAUGUAAUAAAUGCACAUUUCGGUG